AGUCGAACCAGAAAGGCGCAUUAACCAUAGAUAAAAGGGGCCUUAAAUGUAGUGGCUUUGACUGGGAUUAUCCAAAGACUGUCUGGCUAACAGUUCUAUCAAUCCCCAUGACUGAGGAAACUAACAUUCCCAUGACUGAGAUGGGCAGUGACGAACCAAAAAAUUCACAGCUUGUCCCAGAUCCGGAAGAAGUCUUAGACGACUGUGGUUCGGGAAUAGAAAGAUUCACUAGGAUGAUCAAUUUUACAUUGGGCGUGCUUGUCUUCUUUCUCCAGUUGUGGGCCUUACUUAUUUCAACAAUGAAUGUGGAUAUAGACCCUACUGGCUUCUUAGUUGGCAUCUACCUCGUUAUGCUCGCAGCACUGGCGAUAUUCGAAAAGGUCAGGAGUAUUGAUAUUGCUCGCUGUUUGACUUUAUUCGCGAUCUUAGAUGUCACCGUCUUUGGGCCGUUCAAAAAGUCACUUUCUGCCUUUCACCACUCUUGGUUAAAACGUCAUCCUGGCCAACGAAUCAGCAUCAAGGAAGUUGCAGAAUUGACUCGUCCCGCUUUCCAGCAAAAAAUGUCUCCAUCAAACAUUAUAGCCGGUUUCAAAUCUACUGGAAUUUAUCCAUUCAACCGAUAUGCAAUUGAUCAAUCAAGAUUUGCACCUUCAUUGGUAACAGACUUGGCAGUUCCUUCUGCUGAACUACCCGACUCUGUUGCUACAGACAAUUCAUCAGUGACAAGUGAUAACUCAAGCCUAGACCAUAUAACUCCAGAACAAAUUCAACCAUUUCCAAUGGUAAAACAAACUGGGAUGAGGAAAAAGAAAGCGUGUAAUGUAGGUUCAACUAGAAUUCUAACAUCAACUCCAGAGAAACAAAUUAUAGAAGAUCACCAUAAUCGCAUUCAAGCUAAGAAAAAGGGACUUGCAAUACCUUCGACAAAUAAACCAAGGAAAGUGAAAAGUAAGGGCAACCAAGAUAUAUGCAUAGAUGAUGAAAACAAAGAAAAUGAUUGUGUUAAAGUUACACGAAAGAAAAAUUGUGAGAAGGGAGAUAAAUGUGAUGAUGACUUGUCGAUUAAAAAUUCUUCUGCCCUUUCUGUAGUAAACAGAACCAGAUACGAACGUGCAGCCAAAAGGAACUUGUUUUCAUAA
This is a messenger RNA of Daphnia magna, 1139 nucleotides long. RefSeq lists its product as uncharacterized. Lineage: Eukaryota; Metazoa; Arthropoda; Branchiopoda; Diplostraca; Daphniidae. Bases 108 to 1139 code for a protein of 343 amino acids. The record is from RefSeq and is a predicted model, not a curated record. The transcript is spliced from 4 exons.